GCAUUUCAAUCUCGAUGAGAAGAGAGUCACAACCCAUUUCGUCCUCGUCGCCUUCUUCUCUCUCUCUCACCUCAAAACUCUCUGAGAUUGUGUCGUUUCUUCUUCCCUCCGCCGUGCCCCGCCGUGCCCUGACGCCUCUUCGAGUUCAGUUUUGGGAAAGAUGUUUAGAAUUGCAGCGAGGAAGCUCUCUACUCUUUCCGUCGCCCCAUGGAGGACGAACCAGGCGGCCACCGCCUCUUCUAUCAUCCCUCGCUAUCUCGUCUCCGAGAAUGAUUCUUCUUCUCAGCUGAGAUCUUUCCCAUUCACUACCGACUUCCAUAUUCCCUCCUCCAGAGGUUUUGCUUCUGAUUCACUUGCCCCAUCAAUGGAACACGGUGGCUUAGUGUCAGACAUUCCGGCAACUGUGGCAGCUGUUAAGAACCCAACCUCAAAGAUAGUAUAUGACGAUUCAAACCAUGAGAGAUACCCACCUGGGGAUCCUAGCAAGCGUGCAUUUGCCUAUUUUGUCCUCACAGGUGGUAGGUUUGUGUAUGCUUCUCUGAUUCGUCUCCUUGUCCUCAAGUUUGUGCUGAGCAUGUCAGCCAGUAAGGAUGUGCUUGCUCUAGCCUCUCUCGAGGUCGAUCUCUCAAGCAUUGAGCCUGGAACCACCGUCACAGUUAAGUGGAGAGGAAAGCCAGUCUUCAUCAGGCGCCGAACUGAAGACGACAUCAAGCUGGCAAACACUGUCGACCUUGGCUCUCUCCGUGACCCUCAACAAGAUGCUGAGAGGGUUAAAAACCCCGAGUGGCUUGUGGUCGUUGGGGUGUGCACGCAUUUGGGUUGCAUUCCCUUGCCAAAUGCAGGUGACUUCGGUGGAUGGUUUUGCCCAUGCCACGGCUCCCACUACGAUAUUUCUGGAAGAAUCCGCAAAGGACCGGCACCGUACAACUUGGAGGUACCAACAUAUACCUUCUUGGAGGAGAACAAAUUAAUGAUUGGUUAAGCAGGUGGACUCGUUUUGUAGAGGGGUCCUUUGUUUAUUUGGGAUUCAGAAUUUUUUGUUCUGUUUUAAAAGUUCAUAAGAUAACGUCGAAGAUUUGUGAAAAAACGUCCUUGUUUAGAGCCAUAUUUCUAUCUGGCUUGAAGUUUGAUAAUGUAACUUUAUCACGCUGGGAUUCUCAAUAAGUUGCCUAGCUUUUGCUGAGCAGGAAAUAUGUUGAAUUUUUGCUUAUUCAUUUUCUUUAAAAUUAAA
This is a messenger RNA of Humulus lupulus (European hop), 1231 nucleotides long. Its product is annotated as cytochrome b-c1 complex subunit Rieske-4, mitochondrial-like. Gene Ontology annotation, molecular function: 2 iron, 2 sulfur cluster binding; quinol-cytochrome-c reductase activity. NCBI's taxonomy places the organism in Eukaryota, Viridiplantae, Streptophyta, Magnoliopsida, Rosales, Cannabaceae. Bases 161 to 982 code for a protein of 273 amino acids. The record is from RefSeq and is a predicted model, not a curated record. Gene Ontology annotation, cellular component: membrane. The transcript has 3 exons. Gene Ontology annotation, biological process: mitochondrial electron transport, ubiquinol to cytochrome c.